Molecule: messenger RNA, 687 nt
Organism: Cooperia oncophora
Lineage: Eukaryota; Metazoa; Nematoda; Chromadorea; Rhabditida; Trichostrongylidae
Source: the annotation of a GenBank genome assembly
AUGGCAUCACCAUUGCGAGGAUGCGAGAAAAACAGUACACGAUGCUUCCAAGUGUUCAAAGUGUCUCUGUCCACUCUACAAGAGGAAGAUCUCAGUCGAAAUCUGAAACCAGUGAAGAAAUACGGGAAUAAUGUGUUCGCACCACGUGGAAAUUCGCCUAAACUAACGGAGAAAGUCAUCGAAAGUAUGCCGGCCAACGCGGAUCCUCGAGAAAAUAUCCUCAAUAACAACUAUUUCUUGAAACGAGUAGACGCUGACGAUGGGUCCAUAUUCACAGAUGAUCUACAGGACCUUUUACCGCAAAACAUCCAGCACGUGCAGAACAAUCCGUCGGUGUCAAUAGAAGAUUCGUUACCGGUCUACCUAAUCAUAUUACUGAUUGUCGUUGGAAUUCUUGUCGGUAUUCUCGGAACCUGUUCAGUGCUGGUGUUCGUCGACUACAAAAAUAACCCGAAGUUCGACACAUCAGGAGCUGUCACAUAUACAAGGCGUCGAAAUUUUGAAAAACUCUACGUAGACGCAAAACAAAGGGAUCGGCUCGAUCGUCAACGGAGGCAAGCCGCUCUGUCACGAACUCCGCUUCCAGUGCCGGGUCGCGUGUCGCGUACUAGUCGCGAAAGUGAAUUGAUGCGAUCAUCCAGAGAGGCCACAGAAAACUUGCGAACAGAACGUAAAAACUCCUAUUGA